CUUCAUUUGAAGCAUUUACUAGUUAGUCCUUGUUAUGAGAAAAGAGCAGGUUGACGACAGCCUAAAAUUUGGGUUUGUCAUAGACAAUUGUACAUUACGUUGUAAAUCUUCUAUUAACGGACUUUAUAAAGUUCAAGAAAAUACUAAUACUCUUGCCAAAAUUUUUAAGAAUGCCGUUGAUAAAUAUUCUUACAAUAAAUGUUUUGGAUAUCGCACAAUUGAAAAAACAGAUAAAGAAUAUGAUUCAACACAGAAAACUGAAACCGAGAAGCUUACUUUAAGUGAAUACAAGUGGUUGACGUACGGGCAAGUUUAUGCUAAAGUAAUAAAUUUCGCUAAAGGCCUUUUGGAAACUUAUGAUCUCGUGGGUAAGAAGAUAGCCAUAUUUAUGGACACUUGUAAAGAGUGGCAAAUAGCCGCCUAUUCUUGCUACGCUACUAGGAUCGGUGUGGUGACUUUUUAUGCCAACCUUGGAGAAGAAGCCAUCGGCUAUGGGCUCCAGCAAACUUCAGUAUCUCACCUCGUAACAGAAGGCCGCUUGGUUCCAACGAUAAAGAAAAUAGCUUCAAAAUGCCCAAAGCUGAAACAUAUUAUAUAUACAACUCAUUUGAGUGAUCCUUUGGAUCUUGAAGACAUUACUUUACUACAGUUUGAAGAAAUUGAAAAGAUGGGAGAGAAAAGCUCGAAAGUGCUAUGCCCGCCGGAACCCGGUGAUCUGGCUGUGCUUAUGUAUACCUCUGGUUCAACGGGACAGCCUAAAGGCGUUAAGAUCUCGCACCGACAGGCUGCUUCUGCUACUUACGGGAUCGUCAGUUUUUUUGCUGAUGGUGCCAGGUUUGUGCCUGAGGAUGUUUACAUUGCUUACUUACCGCUCGCCCACAUCCUCGAAUUGGUGGCUGAAAUGGCUCUUCUGAGUGUGGGAGCCUCGUUGGGCUUUGGUUCACCGAGCACUCUUUCAUGCUCCUCACCGAGAAUAAAGAGCGGAACCAAAGGAGACCUGGUUGCUUUAAGGCCUACACUAAUGGCUGCUGUUCCCGCAAUUAUGGACAGAAUAAGAAAAGGGGUAAUGGACCGCUUGGCCGGCUCUUCUUUUCUAGUCCGGUAUUUGUUUCAAUGGGCGUACAACGCAAGAAAAGCAGCCCGCAAAAGAGGGAAAGAUACGCCCUUUUGGAACGCGGUGAUCUUCAAAAAGAUCAGCGCUUUGCUUGGUGGAAGGAUGAGACUAUGCUUAUCGGGGGGCGCUCCACUCUCACAGAAAACUCAGGAAUUCAUCAAUGUGGUGUUUGGGAUUCCCGUUUUACAGGGGUACGGCCUCACUGAGACGACUGGCGUGGUCUCUUUAAGUCACCCUCGUGACAAGAGCUAUGGGCGCGUCGGCUGCCCAGUCGCGACAAUGGAGAUCAAACUGGUCGACUGGGAAGAAGGCGGGUACUUUGUGUCCGAUUCCGAACGCGGAACUAUCGGCCUUCCUCGAGGCGAGAUAUGUAUAGCAGGAGAAAAUCUUUGCGCUGGCUACUUUGCGGACGACGAAAAAACAAAUGAAGAUUUUGUGGCGGAUCCCACCGGAAAAUUGUGGUUUCACUCUGGCGACAUUGGACAGCUUCAUCCGGACGGGUGUCUUGAGAUUAUAGACAGGAAGAAGGACCUGGUAAAGCUGCAAAUGGGCGAAUAUGUUUCUCUGGGCAGAGUGGAAAGCGUUUUGAAAUGCUCGAAGUACGUGGACAACAUUUGCUUAUGUGCUAAUCCGUAUAAAAAGUUCACUGUAGCCGUAAUCUGCCCCGUGCGUCUUAAGAUUGAACUUUUCGCAACAAACAAGUCUAUUGAAUACGGCACACUCGAGGAGCUUUACGCAAAUAAAGAAGUAAUUGCUGAAGUUUUGCAAUCCCUACAGGAGGAGGCCAAAAAAGCGCAGUUAAAACGCUUCGAAACACCCAGUAGAAUCCACUUGACUACGGAUCUGUGGACGCCCGAAACAGAGCUGGUCACUACCGCAUUAAAGAUUAAAAGAAAAGAACUGAACAGUCACUACCGUAAGGAGAUCGAAAACAUGUACCGUUAAAAAAUUAAGCAGAGUUUUUUAUAUACACGAAAUUUAAA
Molecule: messenger RNA, 2097 nt
Organism: Zophobas morio
Lineage: Eukaryota; Metazoa; Arthropoda; Insecta; Coleoptera; Tenebrionidae
Exons: 18
Coding region: 35-2059 (674 amino acids)
Biological process (GO): long-chain fatty acid metabolic process; long-chain fatty-acyl-CoA metabolic process; neuron differentiation
Cellular component (GO): plasma membrane; lipid droplet; endoplasmic reticulum
Molecular function (GO): long-chain fatty acid-CoA ligase activity
Source: RefSeq, a predicted model, not a curated record